This is a messenger RNA of Cotesia glomerata, 1653 nucleotides long. RefSeq lists its product as uncharacterized. The record is from RefSeq and is a predicted model, not a curated record. The coding region runs from base 151 to 1512 and encodes 453 amino acids. The transcript has 2 exons. NCBI's taxonomy places the organism in Eukaryota, Metazoa, Arthropoda, Insecta, Hymenoptera, Braconidae.
UGCAAAGAAGAAAUUAAAUUUUCUCAAACGGCACCACGCGGUUUAGGAUUUAAAAUUACAUUACAGUGCAGUUGUGAAAAUGUUCGAUACAUUCAAUCAUGUCCGUUGGUGAACAAAGCUUAUGAAAUUAAUCGCCGGAUCGUUACAGCUAUGAGACUUUUAGGAGUAGGAAGAGAAGGAAUAAAUAUUUUUUGUAGUGUCAUGGAUAUAUGCAAAGGUUUAUGUAUCAGUACUUACUACAGUUGUCUUGAUAAUUUACAUACAGCCGCAAGUGCAAUUUACGAUCAGCUAAUAUCAAAAGCUGUAAAAGAAGAGCAAGAAUUAUUAUCAGAAUUUGAGCCUAAUGAAAAUCCAAAACACUUGACGGUUUCUGGAGAUGGCAUCUGGAAGAAGCGAGGGUUUACUUCACUUUUUGGCGUUACAACCCUUAUUGGUAAAUACAGUAAAAAAGUUAUCGAUACUGUCGUAAAAUCUAGUUUUUGCCAAGGCUGUAACUUGUGGAAAGAAAAGAAGAAAUCUGAUCCUCAAGCUUAUCAAGAUUGGUAUGAGGAACAUGAAAAUUCAUGUGCCAUCAAUCAUCGGGGAAGUGCUGGGAAAAUGGAGGUAGAUGCUGUUGUCGAGAUGUUCAACAGAUCGGUCGAGAAGCACGGGGUAAAGUACAUAAAAUAUAUUGGAGAUGGAGACUCCAAGACAUUUAAAGGUAUUCUUGAUAUCAACCCGUAUGAUGAUGAUCCAGUCGUAGAAAAAAAAGAGUGUGUUGGGCAUGUCCAGAAACGUAUGGGUUCCAGGUUGCGUAAAGCAAAAAAAGACAAUAGUGGUAUUGGCGGCAGAGGAGCUGGUAAAUUGACAGAUAAAGUAAUCAAUGAGUUGAGUUUAUACUACGGUCUGGCAAUUCGUCGGCAUCCUGAUUGUUUGCAGAGUAUAAAGAAUGAAAUAUGGGCUACUUAUUAUCAUAAAAGUUCAAGCGAUAAGAAUCCACAACACAUGCACUGCCCAACUGGUUCGUCAAGCUGGUGUAAAUGGCAACAAGCCUCAGCUGAGAACACUCUUGAAGAGUUUGUCCACGAACAUCCCCCCCUGGAUGAAAAAGUACUGAAAGUAAUUGAGCCCAUUUAUACCAGUUUAUCGUCUGACGAUUUACUACAUCGAUGUUUGGGAUCCGAAACUCAAAAUAACAAUGAAUCGCUCAAUUCAUUAAUAUGGACUUUUGCUCCCAAGCAUAUUCACGCUGGAUCUCAAACAAUUCAAAUUGCGAAUUAUUUAGCUGUUGCCAUUUUUAAUGAAGGUUAUUUACCCAUCUUAAAAAUGAUGGAACUUAUGGGCAUCACCGUUGGUACUGAAGCUCAUUCAUUUGCUAUCAGACGUAACGAAGUUCGGAUUGAGCGCUCUGAGCUACGAGUUACUGCUGCUUCCAAAGAAGGCAGAACAGCUCGAUUAGCUGAAAGAACUUCACAAAACAUCGAAUAUGAAGUUGAGGAAGGCCCAAUGUAUGGAUCUGGAAUCGCCGAUUAAUCCAAAAUCACUACAAGGGCUGGAAUCAUGUCAACCAGGGUGCACCGUUUUUUUUGUAGCCCCCACUUCACCGACCUGUAAUUUGUCCAAUUUAUCAUUUUUUUUUUUUUUCAAUUUUUUUUUAUAUUCUUGAAACGUUAA